AUGGGAAAUCGGAACGCUUUUGAGAAUAGUAACAAUGGCAUUGACUCGCUGAUUCAAACCUAUAAAUUGAAGGUCAUGAAAGAUGAGUUCAAACGACGAUCUGAUUCAUUCAAAUUUCAUCUCCGACAAGAUGUGCUGAAAGCUCAGAGCACUGUGGAAGCAAAAAAAAUAGACGAUGAGGCAAAACUUUUUCUUCAUAUUCCGUGUUACGAUCUAACGUAUCAAGAGCGAAUUGGUCAAGGAGCUUUCGCUGAUGUUUAUCUCGGUAAAUGGCUCAGUCGACAUCAUUGUGUAGCCAUCAAAAUUGUUCGUAUAACUCAUCUGACGGACACAGUGAAACAGGGUUUCUUGAAUGAAAUUGCCACCAUGUACAAGAGCCGCUAUGAACAUGUGCUCGGCGUCUUAGGCGCUUGCAUGGAGCCUAACUAUUACGCGCUCGUUUGCGAUUUUGGCUUGGCCAAAAUUCGAUCCGAGACAAGUCGACAAUCGGCUUCGUUCAGUGAGCAUCAAACAGCGGCGGGUACACUCCGAUGGAAAGCACCUGAACUUCUGAAGUUAGGCAAACCGUCGACAGCCAGUGAUGUCUACAGUUUGGGUGUUGUCUUUUGGGAAGUGGCUACCAGACUAUGGCCCACUUCAGCUUUACCGUUACCAAUUAUACACAAACAAGAAGAUAGAGUGACACUUGGUGUACAUGAUCUUGUUCUCUAUGACCACUGUUCUAUAUUUGAUGAUAACGAUUAUGAAAAAAUUUAUGUGAGCAUUGAAUUUCUCAAUUAUCCAUCGGAAGAACUUGAAACACCAUAUUCUCUACCAAAAGAAGUGCCAUAUACUACAUAUACAUUCAAUUUUCAAAAAGGUGAUAUAAUUUCCAUACGUUUAUACAUAGGAAUAUAA
Molecule: messenger RNA, 897 nt
Organism: Didymodactylos carnosus
Lineage: Eukaryota; Metazoa; Rotifera; Eurotatoria; Philodinida; Philodinidae
Source: the annotation of a GenBank genome assembly